This is a messenger RNA of Lobosporangium transversale, 875 nucleotides long. RefSeq names its product emp24/gp25L/p24 family/GOLD-domain-containing protein. NCBI's taxonomy places the organism in Eukaryota, Fungi, Mortierellomycota, Mortierellomycetes, Mortierellales, Mortierellaceae. The record is from RefSeq and is a predicted model, not a curated record. Gene Ontology annotation, biological process: endoplasmic reticulum to Golgi vesicle-mediated transport; Golgi organization; intracellular protein transport. The transcript has 6 exons. Bases 194 to 850 code for a protein of 218 amino acids. Gene Ontology annotation, cellular component: endoplasmic reticulum; endoplasmic reticulum-Golgi intermediate compartment; Golgi apparatus.
CAUCUAUUCUCUCUUCAUCUUCUGCUCCCUCUUUUUUUAUUUUUUUUUUAUUUUGUUGUUAAUUGACAACAAUCAAUCCAACAAGGGCAUCUGAGGAGCAAGGAUUUAAGAUCAGGAUCAGCUGCAUUAAUAUAGUACAUCUAUUAAGCUUUGUCUUCUUCCCCUCCCCAUCUCUCUAUCGUUCUUCCAUCUCAUGGCUAUCAACAUUACACGGUGGACCCUUGGCCUCUUGAUGCUUUUGAGCAUCUUGCCAUCUGUCUUUGGUAUUUACUUUUACCUCGAAGGAGCAGAACAAAAGUGCUUUACUGAAGAAUUACCCAAAGAGACCGUGGUCACAGGUGUUUAUACUGCUGAGGAAUGGAAUGAGGCACAACAAAAGUUUGUUGUCAAUAAGGAGCUUCAGUUGGAAGUCAUUGUUGAGGAAAUGCCUGAUGGUAACAGAAUUCAUAGUCAAAAGUUACCUCCAAAGGGCAAGUUCAAGUUUACGUCUGCAGAAUCUGGACAGCAUAACAUCUGUCUUUUUGCUUCAACUGCUGGUUGGUUCAGCUCCACCAAGAUUCGAUUGAAUUUAGACUUGGCUGUUCGUGACUUGAGUGAAGAAAGCGAUCUUGGAGAAGGAACCUUGAGUGAAUUGGCGCAGCGUGUCCGUGAAUUGAACUACAAGGUGUCUGAUAUCCGAAUUGAGCAGUCUUAUCAUCGCGAUCAUGAAAGAGAGUUCCGCGAUGUAAGCGAGAGGACCAAUUCGCGUACUGUGACCUGGACCAUUGUUCAACUUGUUGUCUUGGGUAUCACCUGCACUAUUCAAUUGCGCUCACUUCGCAAGUUCUUUGAGACUAAGAAGUUGGUUUAAAAGGAAAAAAAAAAAAAAGGGGGGG